Phyllostomus discolor (pale spear-nosed bat) is the source of this 7163-nucleotide messenger RNA. It is a transcript of the gene URB1, whose product is annotated as URB1 ribosome biogenesis homolog. The record is from RefSeq and is a predicted model, not a curated record. The transcript is spliced from 39 exons. Gene Ontology annotation, biological process: maturation of LSU-rRNA from tricistronic rRNA transcript (SSU-rRNA, 5.8S rRNA, LSU-rRNA); maturation of 5.8S rRNA from tricistronic rRNA transcript (SSU-rRNA, 5.8S rRNA, LSU-rRNA). The coding region runs from base 132 to 7001 and encodes 2289 amino acids. NCBI's taxonomy places the organism in Eukaryota, Metazoa, Chordata, Mammalia, Chiroptera, Phyllostomidae. Gene Ontology annotation, cellular component: nucleolus.
CGGGGCCCGGCGUCUUCCGCCAGGCUCCGCCCCUUCCUGCGCACGUGUGGGCUGCAGUCCGCACCUGCGGCCGGUGAGUCCUCGCCGCGGGUCCGCAGGUGUGGAGCCCGACGCGGCCCCGCCGCCUCGCCAUGGGGGUCCCCAAGAGGAAGGCCCAGGACGGCCCGGACGGCGCGGCGUCCCCCGCGGGCGCAGCCAAGCGGGCCCGCACCGAAGAGCUCACGGGCGUGCGCUUCAAGACUCAGCUGAAGGACCCGCAGACCGCGGGGCCGGCCCUGGAGGCGUUUGUCCGUGCGGCCAAGACGCUCCCGCGGGAGGACGUGUACGACGUCGUGGAGGGCUACGUCAAGAUCUCCGUCGAGUGUGCGGAGGUGUUCCAGCUCCUGAGCGGGGAGAAGCGGCCGGAGAGUGAAAUGCUGUUGAUACUCGAGGUGUUCGAGGCCAUAUUGCUGCGGACGGCCAGCGACCUGUCCCAUUUGCACAUCGUGGGCACCAGCGUUGUGAAGAAGCUGCUGAACAACCACAUGAAGCUCAUCUGCGAGGCCCUGUACGCCUCGGGCUACAGGAUGGCCCGGGCCUGCCUGAACCUCCUGACCGCCAUGGUGACCCAGGGCCCCGAGGCCGCCAGGGACGUCUGCGGCCGCUUCGAUCUGAACAACAAGGCCUUGCACAGCCUGGUGACCAGGAGGGGCCUGAAGGGCACGCACGACGUCCGGCUGGCGUACAUCCAGUUUGCCCUGGCCUUCCUGGUUGCCGGAGACGACAGCACGGUGCUGCAGGUGCUGGAGCUGAAAGAGUUUAUCCCUUGCAUUUUUAGCUCAGGCGUGAAGGAGGACAGGCUCUCCACCGUCAACAUCCUGCUGUCCACGCUGAAGACGAAGGUGGUUCACAACAAGAACAUCACGAAAACCCAGAAGGUGCGAUUCUUCACCGGGCAGCUGCUCACCCACAUUGCGUCUCUCUACGGCUGGAAGGGAACCGUCGAUGUGGACCUGGAGAGCGCCGAGGGUCCGGCCGAGGAUGCGGGGAAGGCCGCGGUGCGCGAGCUGGUGCACGGCUUCCUGCUGGACCUGUGCUGCUCGCUCAAGCACGGCAUCAACUUCCACGACGCCUCCCUGGGCACCUCCAGCAGAGGAGGGAACCUGACGCUGCUGCACUUCCUGCUGGGUCUGAAGACGGCAGCCGACGACGAGCUGGUGGCCGAGCUGGUGGUGAGCAUCCUCCGAGUGUGCCCGGACCUGCUGAACAGAUACUUCAAGGAGGUCAGCUUCUCCUUCCUCCCGAGAGCGAAGCCCACCUGGUCCAACAACAUGAAGCUCCUGAGCAAGAUCUACGAGGCCCAGCCGGACGUCUCCCGGGCCUUUCAGACCCAGGAGUUCAUCCCUCUGCCCCGCCUGCUGGCCAUGGUGAUGGUGACCACCGUGCCCCCGGUGUGCAACAAGAGCAUGUUCACCCAGGCCCUGAACCUGGACAGCAAGCCGGUGAAGCACACGGCCUUGGGCUUCCUCUCCGUGGUCCUGAGGAGGGCACUGAAGACCAUUGACCACUGCCUGGGCGGCGAGGCCUGGCUGGAGCCCGGCGUGUACACGGCCCCGAUGAUGGAGGACUUCGUGCGGCUCUUCAGGGAAGCCCUGAGCAAGAUUCUACCAGACCUGAACACCAUCGUGUGGGUCUGGCAGUCGCUCAGCAAACAGGGCGCAAAGCAGGACGACGAGAAAGAGAGAGGAAAGAAGCGGGACGGCGGGGCUCCUGCGGCCUGCGAGGCGCCCCCGUGUGACGACGCGGAGACCGUCCUCCUGCGAGCCGCCCUGCUCCAGACCGUCUGCCUGUACCAGAAGGUGGUCCCGCACGUGGUCACGCAGUACAACUUCGACUUCAGCAAGCUCCUGAGAGGCGUCAUCUCCGAGCAGGGCCUCCGCGCGCAGGUGCCCCCCGUCCUGCAGCACCACAUCCUGAAGGUGGCCCUGGAGCUUCCCGCCAGCAAGUUCGCGUGGCUGCGGGCCCAGGAGGGCCCGGAGGCGGACGCCGCCGGGGGAGAGCGGUCCGUGUUCUACCUGCUGAUGAAGAUGCUCCUGAGCAGCACCCACCCGCAGCUCCGGUCCUCCACCCGACUCCUCAUCGUCAAGAUCCUGCGGGACACGGGCGUGUUUGAGCACACCUGGAAGGAGCUGGCGCUGUGGCUGGAGCACCUGGAGGACACGGCGGCCAGCGGCCAAGAGGCCGUGAUGCGGUUCCUGGAGAGAGUCUUGCUGACGCUGGUGGCGGCCCCCCACGUGUACACAGACCGAGUCUCGGACUCCGUCCAGGAGGCCGCCGCGCUGCAGGCCGCCGCGGCCGGGCAGGACGCCGACGACGCCAGCAUCCCCGUGUCUCACAUCGACGACGUGCUGGACAUGGUGGACGUGCUGGUGGAGGGCAGCGAGGGCCUGGACGAGGAGGUCGGGCUCGCGCUGAGCGAAGACACGGCCCUGCUCACGUUCCCGUUCAGCGCCGCCGUGCCCGCGGCCCUGGAGGCCCGGAACAGGCUGCUGCUCGGGGCGGCGGGCGGAGCAGGAGACGGCGUCGUGGCCUACCUGACAGCCGUGCUCACGGACGUCCUGCACAGCCAGCGGGACCCCCUGGCGCUGUGCCUCCUGCUUCAGGCUCACGACAGGUUCGAGGCUCCGGCCCCACCCUGCUGCCACCAGCUGGCCUGCUUCCGCAGCUACUACAGCCUCUGGAUCCCCAAGUCCGCCCGCGAGGCCUCGCCGCUGCAGGUGCCGGGCGGCCUGGCCCCCCGGGUCCCCUCGGCCAGCUCCUUCGGCGCCCUGCUGCAGGCGGCCUUCCAGAGCGAGGGCGGGCUGCUGGACGAGGGGGCGCAGGCAGAGCUGCGGGCUGCCGUCGGCCGCCUCCCCAUGCAGCACGUUCUGCGCGCGGUGACCCACGUGCUGCUGUACCUGCGGAGCACCGUGGAGCGCUUCAGGCAGCUGGGCCGGAGCGCGGGCCCCGCCGUCCUGCAGCUGCUGCUGGACCUGCUGCGGCGCCUGGUCCUGCACUGUGCGCAGCUGGACGCCCAGCGCCGGGAGAGGUGCGAGGCCGCGCGGGCCGAGUCCGAGCUCUUCCUGGACGUGGAGUCGGUGGCCUCGCUGGAGCUGGCCGGAGACAAGACGCUGGAGGAGGUGCUCUUGGCCGUCCUCAGGCACCCCACGCUGGAGGGCUGGUUCCUGGCCCUGGAGCAGCAGGCCCUGCCCCCGCACGCCCUCAGCCCCGUCCUGGCGAAGCUCCUGGCGGCCCACCUCAGCGCUGGCGUCCUGCAGCUGCUGCUGGCGAGCGCGCCCGUCCUGCAGAGCCUCGGCCGGCUGGGCCUCCUGGCCCGGUACUCGGAGGCCGUGGCCCGGACCGUGCUGAAGGAGCUGCGGAGCAGAGAGGCGGGCCCGGCCACGCCGCCGCCCGAGACCCUCCCGCAGCUGGAGGCCCUGCGGGGGCUGCACACAUACAUGGAGGACACCCAGCUCCGCGAGGUCACCCUCGCCCUGCUGCGCCUGCCCCCGGCCCACCUGGUGGCCCAGCCGCCCAGGGGGUCCCCUGGGAGGGAGAGGAGCCUGAGCGCCCUCGGCAGGACUCUAGUGCAGCUGUUGACCGGCAGCCCCCGGGGCCCGCUGCCGGGCAGCGAGCUCCUCUGGGCCUCAGAGUACGUGAGAGGUCUGGGGGCUCUGCUGCCCACGCUGGCCGCGGAUGAGCUGGACGCCGUGUUCCUGCAGUCUCUGCAGAGGGCGCCCGAGCUGGCCUCCGGGGUCAGAGCCGACCUGCUCGACUACUGCCUGGCCCGGCGGACGCGGGCGGCCCUGGGCGUCGCCGCCCUGCUCGUGCCGCGGAGCGGGCCCCACCUGCUGCGCUUCGAGCUGUGGUGCCGGCAGCCGGGCGCGGAGCUGCGCCUGCGGGAGGGCCUGGAGGACCUCCUCCCCCUGGUGCUCGCGUACCUCCAGUGCCGGACCCGGGGUCGCUGCGCGCGCCCAGCCAGAGUGCCCCCCGCUGUCGCCCGCGUCCUGAGGAAGGCCCUGUGGAGGCCGCUGCAGGCCAGGCUCCUCAGCGCCGACGGGCCGCAGGGGUCGGGGCUGCACGCCGAGGUCCUGGCCCAGCUGGUCCCGUUCGCGAGAGCCAAGGACCUCCGAGUCCUCAUGGACCGCCUGCCCAGCUCGCUUCGGACCCCGGGCAGCCAGGCGAGCUGGGUCGUGGCCGACGCUGUCGCUGCCGCCCUGGAGGGCUCGGCGGAGGAGCUGCGGGCCUGGGAGGAGGCUCUGCUGCCGCCCUGCGUGGCGUGGCUGCUCGGGGCCUUCCGCGGCCCCCAGCACGGAGAAGGAGACGGAGACGGCAACGCAGACGGCACCCCGGGUCGGGAGAGGCAGAUGCUGCUGAGGCUGGGCCGGCUGCUGGGCUCCCUCCGCGAAGUGGACCCCGACGACUGGCAGAAGCUGGUGAAGACCGGACUCAAGUUCCGGUACCAGGACCCCGAGUUUCUGAAGGCCCUCCACGCCGCCGUGCCGCUCCUGUACCUUCCAGAAGGCCCCGUGCGCUCGGGCCUGCUCCCGCUGCCGGCACUCCACACGCUGCUCACCCAGCACUCGCUGUUCCUGCCCAGCCUGCUGGCGCCCGAGGGGGAGGACCCCAUCGGCCACGUGAAAGAGGCGCUGGUGGACCUGGUGUCGGGCGUGGUGAGGCUGUGCCCGGCUGUCUGCGACCGCAGCCACUUCGCCGUGCUCCUGGGGGCCUACGGUGCCUCUCUCAGCGUCCUGGACCAGAAGAUCCUGCUCCUCCUGCGGGCCUACGAGCAGAGCGGCCUCAGCCUCGCCAGCUUCAGGGUGCUGCUGUGGGGCCCGGCGGCCGUGGAGCACCACAAGAUGUGCCGGAGCCUGGGCCAGUCACUGUGGCAGCAGCCGAGCGUCGGGGACGUGCUCCGCCUCCUGGACCGGGACCGCGUGAUGAGGACCAUCCUCCACUUCCCCCAGAACCGGAGGCUGCUGCCCCCCGAGGGCGAGGAGGACCCGCUGUUCCGGGACGGCAGCACGGCGGAUCUCGAUGGCCUGUAUGACCCCUGCUUCCUCCUGCACCUCUUCAGCGAGCUGACCCUUCCAGAACUUGUGGUGGACUGUCGGAAAUUCCUGGACUCCAACGCUCUGGGUCUGACCUUCGCGGCCCUCAGCAGCUACGACCCCCAGAUGCGAGCCGCGGCCUACUCCGUGCUGGCGGCCUACUACUCGCACGUGGAGGGGGCCCGGUUCCGAGAGCAGCCCCAGGUGCUGUACCUGCUGGACGUGGUCCGGAGCGGGGUCCGCACUCCCAACAUGAGGCUCACCUUCACCCUGGCCCUCUUCAUCGCCAAAGCCGCCCUGCAGGUGCUGAAACCAGAGGACCACAUGUACCUGAAGAUCAACAAGUUCCUGCUGUCGCACGAGCACUUGAACAUGAACAAAGUCCCCGGCUUCUACCAGUUCUUCUACAGCUCGGAUUUCCAGCACAGCGCCGAGCGGAAGUGGCUGUUGGGGCUCCUGCGGCAGGGCAUCCGCGACAGGCACUGCUUCGCGCUCUACGCCCGGCGCGGCGUGCUCCACGUCCUCCUGUCCUUCUUCCACAGCCCGCUGUGCGACCAGGCGGCGCAGAACUGGGUUCUGGAGAUUCUCCAGCGCGCCGCCCGGGACGCCCGAUCUGCGUACGAGCUGCUGCGCGACUACAGCCUCCUCACCUGGGCCCUGCACACCCUGGAGCAGAACCGGUUCCUGGAGACCCCGCUGCUCUCCAACAUCAUCAGCCUGCUGCACACCCUGUGGGUGACCAACCUGGGGGACAAAGGGGCCGAGCCAGGCAGCCGGCCGCUGGACCCACCCGGCUCCCAGAAGCCCCCGAAGCUGCUGGCCCUGCACCUGGUCAACGAGUUCCUCUACGUCCUCACCGCGCUGGCGAAGCACCUGAGGCCCGGCCUGGCCCCCACCCCUCUGGCCAGCUUCUUCGGGGCGCUGGACUCCGUGCUGAGGUACCGGGCCACCGUCGUGCGGGCCUUCAGGGACCUGGGCCGCCUCACCGUGAACGAGACGGCGCUGUCCACCAGGGACGCUCUCCUGCUCCUGCACAAGUGGAGCCUCCUCGGGGGGGAUGCCGCGCUGCAGGAGGCCCUGGGAGCCACCGCGGAGAAAUUCCAGCUCAGGGAGCUGCUGAAGAUGCUCAAGGACAAGCACAAGCCUGCCGCGCCAGCCCGAGCCAGGGGCCCUCGGGGCUGGAAGAGGAGGCCCGGGGAGGCGGAGGAGCCGGCGGAGGAGGCCGCCCCUGAGCUGCAGGCGUCCGGCUUGGAGACGUGCAGGGGCCUCCUGAGGUCCAUCCUGACCCACUGGGGGCCGGUGUUCCCCAGUCCUGAUCCCACCCUGGACCCCGGGGGCCUGACCUCCCCCCAGAGCCACGCCACGGGCCCUGCGUACGCCAUCGCCUCCCUGGUGGUCAGCUGGGUGCUGCGGGCAGCGGCUGAGCACCCGCUCAGCGGGGCUGAGACUGCUGGACUCUUCCGCUGGCUUCAGAGCUACGUUGUGCCGCAGCCGCUGCUCGUGGCCGACCUGCUCACGGACAGCGCGGUGAAGAGCAGCGUGUUCAAGCUGUACAGCCGGCUCUGGGGCGCGGAGGGGCUGGGGGACCCCGAGCCGAGCGUGGCCUGCCAGAUCAACGCGGUCAUGCUGCAGCUGGUGGCGGCCCUCAGCCCCGCAGGGACGCCCCUGCCCCCGGCGGUCGAGACCCUCCGCCUGUCUUCUCUGGACGACAAGGAUGAAGCCACUCGAGCCUCCGCGGCCUUCCUGCUGUCGCUGCACAUCAAGGACGUCUGGCUGGGGGCCCCGCAGCUGGACGCCCUCGCCGCCCACGUGCGGAUGGUCUGUGACGCUGCGGGGGACUCGCCGAGCGGGGGCCGGGACGCACUCGUCGGGCUCUGCACGGACAUCGCUGCCCUGGCCCCGGCGCGGGGCGCCCUGCCGGCCGGGCUCUAGGAGUCCGGGUCGAGUCCACGGGAGGCCUGCCGGUGACGGGCCUGCACAUUGACUCGGUCUCCUGACAGACGUCGGCUGUGUUUACUGACCAGGGAGCGCACUCUGGGGACCGUGUGUGUGGUCGGCCUCCCCGCAGCUGGGGGCCCUCCCAGGAUGGGGGGG